Messenger RNA from Mytilus californianus (California mussel), 7417 nucleotides. RefSeq lists its product as uncharacterized. Gene Ontology annotation, molecular function: ubiquitin-protein transferase activity; ATP hydrolysis activity. The transcript has 2 exons. Lineage: Eukaryota; Metazoa; Mollusca; Bivalvia; Mytilida; Mytilidae. Bases 256 to 6774 code for a protein of 2172 amino acids. The record is from RefSeq and is a predicted model, not a curated record.
UUUCAUGGACUCCGUGACUUUUAUUCUUUGAUCAAAUAUUUGGGAAGGAAUAAAGAUAUUUGUGAGAACACAGACGACAAUGAAGUAUGUGAAGUUAUUCUAACAGGCAUAUUUCGUAAUUUUGGUGGUCUCCCAACAGAAACAAAUAAAAUUUUUGAAAUAUUUAGGAAGUAUAUACCUGGAAUUAGAUCAAAAGAAAUACCUGUAAUAAAGCUCAUAGUUGAAAAUAUAACAGACAAUUCAUGUCGUCAUUUAAUGCUUAUAACGAAUGGGGACGCUGUGAUCAGUAUUCUUGAAAAUCAAAUAAAUGAGUUAGGAAUGCCUUUUGACAUUAUCUUUGGUAGUAGAUUUGAAGAUGACUUAACAGAUGCUUACAACUAUAGAAUUAUUAGCCGAAUAAUUCUUUGCAUGGAACAAGGUAUGGUUUUGAUACUAAAGGAUCUUGAAUCGAUAUACGGCAGUUUAUACGACAUGCUGAAUCAAAAUUAUACGGUUGUCGGGAAGAAGAAACAUUGUAGAGUAGCAUUGGGACAUUACAGCAACCCAAUGUGCCAAGUACAUGACAACUUCAAAUGUGUAGUCCUUGUCGAAGAAUCUAAACUAGAUUACUCUGAUCCACCUUUUUUGAACAGAUUUGAAAAACAACAGGUAACAUUUUCUGACUUUUUAGGCAAAGAAAGCUUGAAAAAAGCAGUUGAUGAUCUUAAUAAAGAAAUGAUUAUCUUUUGUAAAAUUCCGAAUCAUUCCUUCUCUCCGUAUGAUUUGAUACCAUCAUACAGUCAGAACUUGCUGAUUUCGCUUAUAAUCAGAUCGCAGCAUCUCGCUAAAUGCACUGCAUCGAUCGAAACAGUUAAAAAAGUAGCAUUUGAUACUUUACUAUGGCUUAUUCCACCGGAAGUUAUUAUUCGUUUAACGGAAAGUGUGUUUUCAAAUUCAAAGACUUCUUCUGAGAUAAAUCAGAUAAUUAACAAGUAUAUGCAAUUGCCUAUUCACAAUGGUUUAUGUCAUUACUUUGACUCUUUACACAUGGCAUCUACUGACAUAAAGGAACAAAUUGCCGAAACAGAAGAAAUAUUAAAGGAAGCUAAUGAUUUAAAACAUGUUGAAAUAUUAGACGGAGUUGGGAUAGAAUACUUAGAUAUCGGACAGUGCAAUACUCUUGACACCCAGACACCAGACAACGCCAUCCGAGAGGAUUCGAAAUUAACAGAAGAUGUGACCAAUUUUGAAAUUGAUGAUUUCAGAAACAGCUUUAAAGAACAAACACUGCAGGAAGUAUGGAAAGAAAACGCAAAAUUGAAUGAUUUUACAGACAAGGAAAUGGCAUCAGGAUAUGAUUCAGAUAAACAAGAGGCCAAAUCAGAUAGUUGUGCAUACUUAAAUGUUGUUUACACAUUUUCGGGAAUAAAUGCCAUAAUAGAUACUUCUGGUAAAUUGAGAAAGCUUCAGAGAGACAAAUUGGCCAUUUUUAAAUCAGAAAAACAAUUUUCCCUCACAGUUGAAGAGUUUUUCCAGUCUGACAAUGAUAUAUUUCUAUUACAUUGCAUUAGUUCAACAGAGAGCCAACACUUAUUGCUUGUAAAGGGAAUUAUAGAGAAACACAUUCGAACCCACAAGAUAGAUUUGUGUCAGCAGGGAAAAUAUAUUUGCAUUGUUGUACAUUUGGAAAGAAACGGUUCUUACGAUAUACCGCUGACCUUUCUGUCUGGUUGGAGAUUAUUGUUUAUUGAUAGUAUCCGGAAACCUCGAACUUUACUUGAACAGUUCCUUAGUGUUGAUAUAGUACAAAUUUUAAGUGAACGAAGACCUUUAGAUAAUUAUAUCAAAAACAUGAUGUUAUGGGCCUUUUCUAGAAUACAAUUCACAUCGAAACAUGUCUCUGUUCAAACUAUUGAAGAUUUGAUGACCCGGAUGACUUCGUCCAGUGAAGUGAUUACUACUAUAGAGGCCUAUAUUCUUAGUUGGACAAAGAAAACAUCAUUGGAUUUUGAUGUUUUUGAACAAGGUAGUUAUGAAUUACAAAAUGUGGCAUCAAGUUCAUCGUGCUUAAAUGUGGCUAAAAACCCAUACGAACUAUUGAAGGCGGGAUCUUUUAUUGAUGCUCUUGAACAUGGCAUUCAAGAAAUUAUUAGACAUCCACUUACACUUUUCAUUUUCAAGUUAGUGGAGCAAAACUUAUUAAAUCCUAUAUUUGUGGAAGAUUCGAGUACUCCUGCAAGAAAACUUGUAUGGAAACAAAUGGUUUUAUCAGAAAAUUACGUCAGCACUGAUGAUAUUCCUCCACCGUCGGGGCCCGAAUGGUAUGUAUGUAGUAGUGAGCCUUUAAACUUUUACAUGCCUUGCAGUCAGGUAUUAAUGAUGAAAAUUGACUCUAGGAAAAAUGAUUAUCUUGAAAUCAUAGGACGACUUCGAAUUGAUAAUUCCAUCGACCCAGAUGAAGAAAUUCCAAAAGAUCUUUUUGAACAAACAACCACUAGCUGUAUUGAUUUCAUCUGUUACGAAGCUAUAAACAUUUUAGAAGAAGAAUUUACUUACACAGAUAGAAAUAAAGAUUUUAUUCGCGAUUUCUGCAAUUUCCAUUCCUUUACCAUGCUGAGUGAAACGAAUGAAUUACAGAGAAUUAACAUUUUCAAAUGGGCGCUAUCGAAUUUUAUAGACCUUGGCAAACUGGAGCACUAUGAUUUUCUCGGUCUUAUUUCAAAUAUGCAUGCAGGUUUAUGGGUAUAUGGCCAGGUUAUAAUUGCAAUAUGUGAAAUGGUUAAUUUAUUAAUUCGGUCAAUUGAUAUUUCAAUUUUACCAAUUACAGCUAUGAAUUGGUUUAAAGAAUUUGGAAAUAAAGCGAGCUAUGUUGUCACACAAAAUAAAGAAAUUCAGCUGAAUGGCGAUCAUUUAUCUUUCAGUUUUAACGAUAGUGGCGGAACGAAGGAUCAUGAAAUUGAAACGAUAAACAGUGUAUCAACUCAUGACGUUGAAUCAAGCGACGUGAUGGAAAUAAAAAAAUUGGUCGAAUAUAUGGUUACAUAUGUUACUUCAGAAGAACCUUCCGAGACAGACAAUAACUUAUAUACUGGAACGGAUAACAGCCCAUCAAGGAACAAUGAAAAUGAUAAGAUCGUUUGUCAUCGAGAUACUAAAAUGCAACUACGAUGUGAUAUGAUCAAAUAUAAAAGCAGUUCCAUGUCAAGAGAACAAUUGGUGAAACACGUAUGUUUGUCGCUUCUCCCAACAAGAGAAGUAUUGAAGGACCUAGACAUAAAGGAAUGGCUCGGUCUAAUAAGAAAUGUGCUUCCUUUGGCUCAUAUUGUUCAUGAUGAUUCAUGUGAACUAACGGCUUUGAAGUUUUGUCAAGACUUGGCAGAUUUUAGGGUAGUAAAUGAAAACAUCCCUGUUGCUGACAUCAAUGAUUUAGGACAAUGUAUUCUUGAAUGCAAUGGAAAUUUGGAUUCAACGACUGUUUGCGAAUGUUUAUAUAGAAUAUUAAGAAAACUUAAGUUCGAAAAAUCAUUGGAAGCAAGCAAAUUACAGAAGCUUUUUUGUUCCUAUAUUUUGCGUUGUUUGAUUUCAGCACAAGACAAUACCGAACCGUUGAAAUUUGUGUUAAGGGAAAUAACGAGGAAUGACUUUUUUGAUCAGACAUUGUCAUAUUUUGGACAAGUUGUCAAAUUUGCAGUCAUCAUAGAUUUGAGCGAAAAUAUGGACAUAUAUAUAAACAUGCUAAGAGAUGCGGACAGUUUUGAGAGAGAGCAAAAUUUUAGUUACUGCUUUGAUUUUUAUUUAACUAACCUUGAAAUCACAAAUACUAUCAAUCUGUCGCUACCAAUCUUAUUGUUGGACACGCUAGAGCAUUAUGCGUUUGAUGAACAUCUCACCAUUGAACACCUUGAAUCAAUAGACAGUAAUUCGGACGAAAUACUACAAUGUCUUUCUCAGUCCUGUCAGAUUUUGGAAACAGUUGCUUUCUCUCUCAAAUUCAUCGUUGCAUUAGCAUUCAUUAGAAAGUUUGUGUCACUUUUUGUUGACUUGCUAGAAUCUACAAAAUACGACUGCUGCAGCUUCCCAAUUCUUUCCCAGCACAUAAAUUCAGCUAUGGACGUUUAUACCAAGAGCGAGUACGGGGAAUUAUUAUCUUCAGAAAUACUUCAUUUAUUAAUGAAACAUAUUGACCAAAGAGUGGGGCAUCAACAUAUUCAGCAAAAAUGUAACAUGGUUGAAUCAUACAUUCCGGUCUUUAAAAAUGUCCAAUGGGAGAACAAAUACGUGGAGAGAUCGGCAGUUUUCAACCCAUUGUUCCUCCACUUGGAUAAGAAGUGUUUUAAUUUGUUCCUUGCUCAUAUAAAUUGCGCAGGCCAUAAGAACAAUAAGUUGAAUGAUCUAUUGUUAGAGAGAAAAGGAAUAUGGAAUUUCGUCUGUCUCGUGACUCAAAGUUGCUUUAUGAGCAAAUGUUUGAGGGAAAGAAACGAUAGUGAGAUACAAGUAGCUAAACAUAUAUCGAGCUUAGUGCAAAAAUUACAAAUCACAGAGGAACUAAAGAACAUUAUCGACAAAAUGCUCGGAAUGAAGAACUUUAAGCACAACUUCUUCAACUUAUCUGUGAUGGUUGAGUCUCCACAACCACAAAUCGUAUCUUUCAUGAUUCAUCUGGCUUGUAUUGUUGGAAAUCUAGCCAGUCAUGAUAACUUCUGGUAUCAGCUGAUUACGAAGCCUCGUGCUAUAGCGUCGUGUAAUGUACCAUACACAAGGUUCAAAAACGUGCAAGAAAAUGAGUCGUCAAGCAAAUUUUCUGUUAUUCCAAAUAUUUCUGGAAACAUACUGCAAUUAUUUCUACAUAGUAGUCUUGUUUUGUCUUUGGAAUUAGAAACAACAUCUCUCGAAUCUGUUAAGAAUAGUGUAGGGUUUGAUUGUGCUGAUGUAUCUGACUAUUUGGAGAUGCAGCUCCGACAAUAUUGGCACAGUUUGGAAAGUGUUUUACAGCUAACAAGUAAUGACUUGUGCAUUUUACUACAUAGUAUUCUAUUUAAGUCCCUUAGCUUGUUUACGGUCAAAUAUCAAUGUGCAGACGUGAAAGACGCAUAUACCAGGCUUAUGACAGACCAAGAAUGUAUUAUACAACAAAUAGUAAUGGACAGAUACACCAUUAUUCACGAGUCAAAGCAGCACUCUGCGUCACUGUAUGAUAGAAGCGAAACGUCAAUAGACAAUUGUGUCUUAGAAAUAACGCCAUGUCAAUCCAGUUCUGAUAUGAACUUUGUUACACAAUUAUUCAGAGUGUAUAAAAAACCUUCAAAACUCAUUAUGUUUGCCGAUCUUCAUAUGACAACAAAACAAGAGUUUCCCUUUCUUCGGCUUGUUAUUGACAACCUGGAUAAAUUAUGUUUGCCACAAAAGAUGUUAUCAAUUUUAAAAUGGCAUUUAACAUUGGUUACAUAUGUUAGUUACAAGUAUCGGAAAGUAGAUUUUAAAGAUGUUACUGUUUCAAAGAUUAUAGCCGAUGAGCAUGACUAUAAAAGGAGAGAAGUGUUAACAUUGUCUUUUGAGUCAUUUAAAAAUGAUUGGAAUGAAAUACGGUCUCGUCACUGGCAACAUUUAAAAACUGAAGAUACCAACUUGCAAGUGCUGGAGUUAAUGCAACCACUGACAAAGAUGAAUUAUGCUGCUAUGCAUGGAGAAAAUUCACAGCUACAAAUAGUUCUCAAUUGUUUAGCUAAAAUUCAAAACAAUUUCCUUUGCCUGGCACAUAGCUUGAAAUCUAUCAAAGAAACUCCAAAAACUAUCCCGUUACUUGAUAUCAGAAGUAAAGAUUUGUUAAGAUUUGAAUGGAAUGACCGUUAUUUGCAGUUUUCACAGUGUGAUUCCAGAUAUGGUUUGAGUCAAAAGAUAGAUUUUGACUUCGAAAAAAUAGAACAGGAAAUACAGGCAGAAGUUUUAAUUGGAAAGUGCUUGAUUGAUGUCCAAGUACUUUCAAAAAUAACUUUUACAGACAAUUUGUUCCGAAACACCGUAGAACUUUUAAUGGACCUACAAUCAAAAAUGUAUCAAUAUCCUUUAACUACAGAUAUAAAAAAGGAAGUAGUACAGAAGAGUGAACGAGAUGCAUCACUUAUAUCUGACAUGCUGACACAUACUGGAAUAAUCCUUUCGCUUAUCAGAAAAACAGGCGCUCAAUCAGAACAGCCUAUUUCCGAAUAUCUACAAAGGUGGGAGACUGUUUUAGGAAUUUCCUCCUUGGAAUUGAAAUAUAUUUUCCCUGCAGACAUCAAGAUUGGCCAUAUCAUUCCUUUCUAUCAAUGGUUGGAGGAAUUAAAUGGAGAGAAUUUAGCCAACUCGUUGGGGGAUACUUAUCGUUUGCAACUUCCAAGAGAGGGUCGGGAUUGUUUGCUAAGAUUUUCAAAAAGCAACAUGAAGUCAAUUGAAAAGCUAUCCCAUGCUGUUAAAGUAUUUGUCCACAGAUGUCUUUCGUCUAGUGAUAACGUUAUUCGGCCAGAUCAAUCCCUGAUUGACUAUUUAUGUGAUGAGCAUUUCUGGUGGAAGGAUGAUUUUGAGAACGGAUAUGUAUUGUGUGAACAUCUCCGACUUUCUCUGAAAGAUUUGUUGUCACCAGCAAUUCAAGUUGAACAUAUAUAUGAGGCAUUACAGUGCAUAAAGGAUUAUAUGGAGGAUUCUAAGCAAAGAGAUUCGCGUGUAUCCGGAAUUCCAAUUGGUUACCAACCUGCUGGACUAAACGAAUUGCCAAAACGAACAAGAAGCAAAGUUGUGAAGAAAUUUAUGAAAACUUAAUCAAGUAAGGUGACAUUUUCGGAUAAACCUAUUUUCAUAGUUGAUAAACAAGAUUCAUGCAGUACUUGGUGAUCCUGAAUCUGCAUCCAGAUCAACAAUGAAUAUUAUUAUAUUUUAUAAUGACAAACUGAUAUCUGACUGGUCAAUAUAAUUGCCAUUGUAAAUAUUGCUUUUACCCUUGGCUUUUGAAUUUUCACUGAUUUAUUAUAAUGAUUUUUUAUCGGAAAUUUAAACUUUCAGUCAGAUUCUGUUAAAUUUUUGUAUAAAUAGGAAUAAAUUAUAAUAGGAAUACAUUGACAUUUAAGGGUUUAUUUAAGGUAUGUUGAUUUAAUCCUUGUCAAUUGUUCUCUUUGGUUGGAAGAUGUUUCAUUCAUUGUCAAUCAUACCACAUCUUUUAAUUAUUAUAUGUUUUAUAUCAAAAUUUCUAAAUAAUGAAGCUGUAUUCAGUGCGCUUUUCGUGUACAUAGAUUGAUUUUAUUUUUGUUAUAAUUGUGUAUAUCAAUACUUUAAUCUAACAGAGAUAUUUUCUAACUACUAAGAAUUGACAUGGAUUGCUGAAAUAAAUUUAAAACAAAAUAAUGAUAAAUAAAAGAAAAUCGGUCGCUGUAGAUAUGUCAAAAUUUGUCUUUAAUUUACUUUUUCA